AUGGCUUCCGGAUCACCAGAGCAGAGGUCGUCGCGAGCAUCCAGCCGCGCCUCCAGGAAAUCGCUCACUCUCGACCUCUCCAAUCUCCCAGCACUCCAACAACCAACACCCGCAACCAACACCCUGCUCAUCACCAACCUCCAAGACCUCUCCAUCUUCCAGCCCGACAACCUGCAAACCAUUAAGGAGCUGAUCGCCAAGACCGCCCUCAUCCACACCUGGGCCCCUCUCAAGUCCUUCCGCCGCAUUCUCGUCUCCUUCUACACGAUAUCCGACGCCAUUGCCGUCCGCUCUGUCUGGGACGGCGAGGCCAUCCUGGGCGAGCGGUGCCGCGUCUACUUCGGCCAGCACACACCUGUCGAUACCUCCCCCAAGGACACACAUCUGGCGCUCCCAGACGCCGGCAAGCUGUUCUUCAUCUCCCCGCCACCAUCCCCUCCCCACGAUUGGGAACAGAUUGUCGAGGGUGCCCCCAACAAGCAGGUGCAUGCUGAGGACCUGGCCGAGGCCCUGGCGAAGCUGCACCACCACAAGAUCGUGGCCGACUCGCCCAUCAGCCCCACGGAGGGACGGUCGCCGGGAGGUUUCAGCGCGGCAUCCGGCAGGCAGACGAGGAGCCGCAGCUCAACGCUGAUCUUCCACCCGGAGGACCACGGUGGCAGCCCGAACCUGCCGUGUGUCAUGGUCGACGACAUGACGGAUGCCCCCGAGGACGACAUAAACCUCAGCGCCAUGGACGUGGAUUCAAAGCCCAUCAUGGCACACACUUCGCGGCCUCCCGUGGAGCUGAUGAGCGACGCAUAG
This is a messenger RNA of Diaporthe amygdali, 804 nucleotides long. Its product is annotated as calcipressinlike protein. Gene Ontology annotation, molecular function: nucleic acid binding; calcium-dependent protein serine/threonine phosphatase regulator activity. Gene Ontology annotation, cellular component: cytoplasm; nucleus. Gene Ontology annotation, biological process: calcium-mediated signaling. The coding region runs from base 1 to 804 and encodes 267 amino acids. The record is from RefSeq and is a predicted model, not a curated record. NCBI's taxonomy places the organism in Eukaryota, Fungi, Ascomycota, Sordariomycetes, Diaporthales, Diaporthaceae. The transcript has a single exon.